AUGAGAAUAAUUCUUGCCAUCUCAUUCCUCUUUCUCACAACCUCGUCGUCAUCAAUCAUCCACGCCUGUCCCAAUUCAAACUGCGGCGACUUGUUCAUCACUUAUCCUUUCAAACUGCAGAACUCGACUGCCGAAAACGGCUGCAGCUACGUCGAUCUGCGAUGCAACGUGGCAUCGCAUGAUUCGACCGUGAUGAAUCUCCCGAACGCGGGAGAUUUCUACGUGCGUAACAUCUCCUACGACUACGAGAAUCCACACAUACAGCUCUACGACGCCGGAAACUGUCUCGUCCGGCGCCUCAUCAGCAGCAGCCUCAGCCUCAGCCUCGCCUCCUCGCCUCCUUUGGAGGCGCUCGGAGCAAUAUACGCCGUCUACACGUGCCCGGCAGCCGCCGUGAAUACAACAAGAGACGCUUUGUUAUAUGGAAUCGAAUGCCUUAGCAACACAACAAACGUCACAGUUGCUGUAGAUAUUCCACCAUCAAUGGACUUGGAAGCCAUUGGCUGUCAAGAAAUUGGGAGCUAUUAUCUCCCAUUUCCAUCGUCGACUAAUGGAUUCAACGGAGAUCUCAUCUUGACAUGGGAUUCAGCAAGCUGCCCUGCCUGCGCGAUUACAGAAGAUAAUAACUCGUGGAACGGAUUCUCUGGAUCGCCCUAUUUCAAUUUAAUUUUUGUAGUGACAGUAGUGGUGGUUACAACCGCUUCGUUUCUCACUACAAGAAAAAUAAUUGGGAGGCUCAACCCCAACGCCGCCGCUGCCGGUGGCAGCGCCGCCGCCGCCGGCUUGAAAGCAUUGUUGAUUGUGGGAGUGAUUCUCAUGGGUGUCCCAUUUGCUUGGAAAGCUUUGAAGCUGAAGAGCUUGUUAGAAGCAUUGUCCCUUGCCACCAUUGCUUCCAUGCUCAAUGUAUUCUCACAUGGUUAA
Molecule: messenger RNA, 921 nt
Organism: Salvia miltiorrhiza (redroot sage)
Lineage: Eukaryota; Viridiplantae; Streptophyta; Magnoliopsida; Lamiales; Lamiaceae
Product: putative RING-H2 finger protein ATL21A
Exons: 3
Coding region: 1-921 (306 amino acids)
Molecular function (GO): polysaccharide binding
Source: RefSeq, a predicted model, not a curated record